UGUCACACAUCUCUAAGUGUGAAUGUCAGAACUAAGCCUGGAAAAAAUUUGUUUUGUUGAAAACAUGGCGAAUUUGAAACAUAAAACCGUUUGAGCUAUAUAUUUUAGGCCAAAAUCGUUGCGCAACUGACACUUAAAUAAAAUACUACAAGCCCAACGUCCACGCGUGUGCGUAAAGUAAAGUUCACUAAGAAAAUUCCAGCACAGACCUUGAGUGGGCUCACAAACAUACUCACACACACAAACACAUUCACGCAAGAACCAAUACACAUACGCUGAUAAACGGGUUGAAAACGUCACAACGACCAGCACGACAGUUGCUGAAGUGUUUGCAGCUGCUGUUAGUUAAAUUAGCACAACAAAAACAACGAGUGCGAAAUUGGAACAAAGGACUCACAAAAUGGUAAAUGUGCCGCCGCUCUUGUGCAGCACUCCUCCCCCGAUCGACUUUGGUGAGGACGACGAUGACUCGGGGCUACAGUCAACGCUGCAGCUGGAAGACGGCGAAGCUGACGAAUACUCUGAGUAUGGCUUAGUCACCGACACACACACAUCGUUCAAUGCGAAAGUGUCCGAAUUGCCAGAAUUGCCCAUAUCAGCAGAGUACAUUGCUCAGUCCCAACCGCCAGAACUGAGCAUUGGACCUGCUAAGACAGAAAAGGCCACAGUGGAGGCUUUCAAUUAUCAAGUGAAAGCAGCUGACACUGAAAUACCUGAAGGGCAGCAAAUGUCACCAAAGCACAUUGAUGUUCUGGCGCCUAUAGCUGAGUUAGCUGUUGAAGUAGAGCAGCCACCGGAGGUGGACGAUGAGGAAGAGGAGGCUAACACCAAUGACAAUGUGCCCUCGCUCAAACUGGACAGUCUCAGCCUAUACUCCAGCGGCAGUGCUACGCCACCAAGCACCUUGUCACCCGUAGCCGACGAGCAAACAACCAAAGCACCCCCAGUAUGUCACCAGGUAAUACUGGAAGAUGUCACCGACGACAGCGACGACGAGUGUUCGCCAAAGAAACCCAAAGAACUAUUUAUACCUGAAGGCGCGCCUGACUUUUUUGCCAUAGAGAUUAUAGCGACGCCCACGCAACAAGCGUCUGCAAUGAAUAAUCAAUUGCCUGAAGCAAAGCCUGAACCCGAAGUUAUUUCUACGUGCAAAACAAACGACGUAGCAGAUUCUAAUGAAGUACUGCCGCAGGAGCUAAACGGAGAAGUCGAUGGGGCUAAGUCAGAAGAGGCGCUAAGCGAGGACGACGACUUUGGCGAUUUUGCGGACUUCUCUGCCGCGCCUGCAGUUGUAGAAACCGAACAGGUUGCCAAUCAAGACGAUGGUUUUGACGAUUUUCAGGACUUUGUAACGCCUGCAACGACGACUGUGCCAACUCCUGAAGACGAUUCUGAUGACGACUUCGGCGACUUUGCUGAGCCCACAUUUGAGUCCGCUCCGCCUACAGUGGCGGCCGCUCUACCGCAACCCCCGCCGCCAGCUGCUGCGCACUUGAGCAUCGACGAGCGAGUCAAGCCUGUGCUGGAGAUUAUGUUCCCUAAGGUAGAGUCCAACUGUGCGCAAUCUGCAGGUAACCAAAGACCCCUGGCUGAGGCGCAAACAUUACACUUCGGUGCCAUUGAACAGGCACACGCUCUAAACUAUCAGUGGUCCAGUUCGGAGAUGCGUCACUCCCUUGUGCGCUCACUGGCCAUCGAUUCGCGUAAUAUUCUCUUCGGCGACAAGUGGAACGCAUCAAUGCCACGCUUUGCAGCGAAUUUAAGCUUUGAUCCUCUCAAACCGCUCAAGCCACAAGCAGCGCCCGGGCCGAACUUCUCGCUGCUGCCCGCCAGCAACAACAGCUCUUCUCAGCCACCACUUCAGGGACUUGAAGCAGCAGCAGCAGCCACCGCCGCCGCAGCAACAUCGCAGAGCCAGACUAAAGCGCAGCCUAGCUCGGCUGAUGGGCAAGUCGCAGGCAGCGCCGACGAGGCAACUGCCGUUGUGUCCGCCACCUGUCCUGAUGACGGCCCAGCAGCAGCAUCAAUAUUUGCUGCUGCAGCAGCAACAGCACCGCUAUCGCCUGCUCUAUCAACAGACGGCCAUGGCAACCACUUCGACGACAUUGAGCAGCUCCCUCAGCAGCAACAGCAGCAGCAGCAGCAACUUGAUCUAAGAGGGGAGUCACUUUUGCCAUCACCUUCACCAUCACCGCCACCGGCGCUAGCAACCGCUGUAAACAGCCAGCAGUUGCAUGAGAUCACCAGCUGCAACAGCACCAGCAGCAGCAUCAACAACAACAACAAUAGCUUUUCGUUGCCACUCAAAGAGACGCAUAUUUACACGCCCUCCAAAUCGGACACGGUGGUGGCCAAGACCACAACACUGGCGCCCAUUGAUUUCGACUACGAGAUUGCCUCGGCGGGAAUUAUUAUAGAUGAGACGGUUGUCAAGAAGGAAUAUCGCGAUGUGGAGUACAAGCCGCCCUUUGGCCUCGAUUCGCCAACGAAGCCGAGCAGCGCGGGCAAACCUGCAGCAGAGGAUGACGAUUUCAGUGACUUUCAGUCAGUGCCCGCCGUCAAGAGCGUCGCCCAGCUGCAGCCACCGCGCAACGGAACGCCGACGUUCGGUGAGCAAAUGAUACUCAGUCCGGCCAUACUGCUGCCGCAGUCAAUUCCGCUGGCCAAGCCCACCAUUGAGUGGGGCGACAAUGCGCAGGCCAGCAUCAAUGCGGAUGAGCUGGCGCGCAUCGAGGAGCUGUUCUCGCAUCAGUACAAGCCGCCCACGAUAAGCGCCAGUGUUGCGCAACAGUCGCCGAAGCAACAUCAACAACAACAACAGAAGCAACAUCAGGAGGACGAUGAGUGGUCCGACUUUGUGUCGGUGCCUGUGCAGCAGCAGCAGCAGCAGCAGCAGCAACAGCCCCAGCAAAUCAAACACAACAACAACAAUGUGCAGAAAGCACGAAAAGCCACGCCCAUUGCGGCUGCUGUCCAGAAAGACGACGACUGGUCAGACUUUGUGAGCAGCACGCCGUUGCCAGCACGCGCGGCGCCCCAAUUCAAUUCGGGCGCGUGGCAAAGCGCCAAUUUUUACAAUAAUCCGCUGAGCCUAUAUCAGCAGCAGCAGCAGCCACAUUCCCACAGCAAUCUGGUGCCUAAAUAUCAAAGCAAUAACAGCAGCAGCAACAAUAACAACAGCAGCCACAAUAAUAAUAUACCACAGCAGAUUCACUUGAUGCACGACUUCUCAACGGCUCCCACGCCCACAGGCAAUGCCGUGUCCUAUCAGCAUCAGCAUCAUCAACACCAUCAGCAGCAGCUGCAGCAGCAACAGCAGCAGCAGCAACACCACCGGCAACAGUUUCAUUUGAGCAAUGCAAAGGUGGCGCCACGCAUCUCCUUGAUACCCGAUCUGAGCUUCGUGGCCCCGGCAUUGCCUGCCAAUGCGGGCGCCUUUAUGAGUUCGCUGCCCAAGCCCAGUUUCAGUGCCAAGAAAUGACAAAAGCUCCGUAGUGYAAAGCAGCAGCGGCAGCAGCAGCACCAUAAGUCGUCCACAAUGUUGUUGGGAUCGCCGCCGUGUCCAUUGGCAACUGAGGCGACCAUCCUGACGUAGGCAGUGCGUCAGUCAGUAUUAUGAAUCCGUCUAGAUAUUUGCUAAAUAAGCUUAAAAGAUAUUGUAUUGUAAGAGCGACUGUUGCAACUAGGCUCUUGUUAUUGUUAAUGUGUGUAUUGCUGUUGUUGUUGUCGUUGUUCUUAUUGUUGUUAGUCGCGUAGGCGUAGGCGUAUAGUCGUAGUCAAAGCAAUCCUAAUCUGUUCGCGUCGAGAAUGAACUGUAGUGCAAUAUAUUUUGUAAAAAUGAAUUUGAAUGUAAAAUUUAAAAAUCAUUUGCAACAGUUGGCCGAAAACUUAAAUAACUCAGCAACUAGUUCUAGUUAAAGGUCCACACCUAUAUACAUAUAUAUAUAUAUAUAUAUGAAUAUUUUAUUUGUUUAGACUGUAUACUGUAUAGCGUUGCAUAAAAAGUAGUACGCGAUAUUACCUCUACAUUUAGCUAAGGCAAACGACCUACUUUAGUUUAGUUAACCCGAAAUGCUUUUGAAUUGAUUCAACUCGCUUUCCUAUCCAAUAAGUUGCCCAGAAUAUAGUCAUAAUACAAUAUUGAUAGGGUGUCCAUUAAAUAUACGUAUAUAUAUAUAUUGUGAAAGCCCAGCUUAGGCACCUUUGUAUAGCCCAGUUUAGACCCAUUACGCGUUGGCUUAAGCUAAUCUGUGAAUAGAAUCGAGCAGUCUGGUUGAAUCACUUCCAUUUUCUAAAAAACAAAAUUGUCCCAGCCAUUCCAAAAUGAGAUAUAUCUAAAGGAAAACAACAAGAAAUACUUAACCCGCCUAAGCGAAUAUAUUUGAUAGCCCUGUAUACUUUUUUAGGCGUGUUUGUAAUAUAGCUUAUGGAAUUCGCUAUAUUUACUU
Drosophila arizonae is the source of this 4448-nucleotide messenger RNA. It is a transcript of the gene Afti, whose product is annotated as aftiphilin. NCBI's taxonomy places the organism in Eukaryota, Metazoa, Arthropoda, Insecta, Diptera, Drosophilidae. Gene Ontology annotation, cellular component: trans-Golgi network membrane; AP-1 adaptor complex. Gene Ontology annotation, biological process: intracellular transport. Gene Ontology annotation, molecular function: clathrin binding. The record is from RefSeq and is a predicted model, not a curated record.